Molecule: messenger RNA, 1675 nt
Organism: Castor canadensis (American beaver)
Lineage: Eukaryota; Metazoa; Chordata; Mammalia; Rodentia; Castoridae
Source: RefSeq, a predicted model, not a curated record
AUGUGCCCUAAGACUUCACCGCUCCUGCACCAUCUGCUCCUGAUGCUGUGUUACCUAUCAGUGUCUCUUCACCUGACACUGGUAUCAGUAGAGUCAAAGGCAUUGGGUAUGAGGUUGUACCCAUUGGAAACCGGGAAGCUACAACAUCUGCGAACAGGAAGGGUGGAGAGAGACCACUAUGGAGUCUCUGAAAGAAGAGAGGUACAGCAAAUGUUGGUACAGCUGUGCACACUGAGAGAGAAGGAGCAAAGUAUGAGAGGAGUACUCCAGCUGUAGACCAACUUGGUGCAACUGAGGAACCAGGUGGCAGAACUACUGCCCCCAGAACCUCCAGAAGGGCCAACUGAGGCAGAACAGUGGCAGCAGGAAGAGGCCCAGCAACUAAGGAAGAUGCUGGAGAGUCUGGCAGGACAGCUGCAUGCCUAGGUUCAGGAGAAUGAGGGGCUGAGCCACCUGAACCAGGAAAAGGAGGAGUGGCUGCUGUGCUGGAGCAAGUAUGAAUGUACCACAAUCAGCAAUGAGAUCUUGCGGACCACGGAGAAAGACUGCGCUAGUAUCAGCCAUGAGAUCUUGCCAAACCCUGAGCUCAAGGAACAGCUGGCCAAGCUGCAGCAUGGCUUCAUCAGGCUGACCAGUGACAGCAGGAAACUGACUAUCACACUGCAGUCAGAGCAGCAUGUCAAGAAGCAGUUGGCCAAGAACCAGGACCGACUACAGGAAAACCUGGAUGAGUUGAAGGGGAUGGUGGAGCUGAAGAGCCAAGGGUCUCCAGGACGCAGGAGCAGUGAGAGCAGUGCCUGUCCCACCACCAACAAGCAUGUGGUGGCAUUUUCGAAUGCAUCUGUAAACAGUGCUGAAGAAAAGGAGGCACAGUGGCACAGUCAGUCAAGAAGGCAGAAGGCAACCUGCUGGUGCAUGGCUCACCUGCCAGCCCUGUCCCAGAGAAAACCUGGACCAGCUCAAGGCUUUGGAGCUGAAGAGCCAAGAAGCUCCAGGUCUGCAAAGCAAAGCCUGUCCCACCAGCAGCAGGCUGUGGUGGCCUAUCAACACCACACAGCUCCCUACCAGAUGCCGACCUGCAAUGAGGAGGCAGCCAAAGUCCAACAGCUUCUGAGGCAGACCCAGAUCCUGCACCAGCUGCCACACGAGAAGGUGCAGGGCAACAUGGCAGCUGAGAUGGUCUGCCAGGAGGUGCAGGAGACCCAGAAGCACCUGGUAGCCACCAGCCAGCAGAACCAACACCUGCAGGCCCAGCUUAGCCUCCUGGCUCUAUCUGGGGAAGAAGAUGGAGUAGACAAAGUAAAGGAUAAGGAGGCUCCUUGGCACAGUAGGUCCAUGGCAGCGGUCAUAAAGAGCCGAGAAGCCAUGGUGGCUGGGGAAGAGCAGCAAUGGUGGCAUACCAAGGAAGCUGAAGGAAACCUGCUGGUGCAUGGCUCACCUGCCAACCAUGCCCCACACUGAGCCAGAGAAGGCCCCGGUGUCCAAGAGUGGAACAAACGGUGUGUCAGGGGAGAGCUGCUUAUUGGAGGUCAUGGCAGGACAUGAAGCAUAAAGAAGGACUACAAUUCCUCUAUACACGGCUCUCCAGUAAGAUGCGUGCCAUUGGAGAGUUCACUGCUCUGUACGAAACCCAGAGUAAAAAGGGGAGACCAUUAGCCGACUGGCCCAAGAGAAA